Alnus glutinosa is the source of this 1474-nucleotide messenger RNA. RefSeq lists its product as uncharacterized. The transcript has a single exon. Lineage: Eukaryota; Viridiplantae; Streptophyta; Magnoliopsida; Fagales; Betulaceae. The record is from RefSeq and is a predicted model, not a curated record. Bases 178 to 915 code for a protein of 245 amino acids.
UAUUUGUUUGGAGUUCCUCUCCAGGCACAUGUUACAAAGAUUCUUGAUCAAGGUCCUUGGAAUGUCUGUGGUUCACUUCUCCUCUUAAAGCCUUGGUCCCCUGAUCUUGCCCUUGACGAAAUAAACCUCCACCUCUGCUCAUUUUGGGUUCAAGUUCAUGGGCUCCCUUGUCAGAACAUGGCUGAUGUCAACGCUAUCAAAAUUGCUCAACGGCUGGGUAAAAUUCUGGCGGUGGAUGACCAUGAUACUACUGGUCUUAUAUGCCAACCUUUUUUACGUUUUCAGGUUGAAUUGGAUUCUGCUCAACCUCUUAUUCCGGGGUUUCACCUUCCUCGGCCUGGUCGUGAUCCUUUGUGGAUUAGUCUCCGUUAUGAACGUCUUAGCAACUAUUGCACGUUGUGUGGGCUCAUUGGACACAAGAAAAUCCAAUGCUCCCAACCCCCUCACCGGCUUAACCCAAAUAAGUACCGUAUUCCCUUGCAGACUUUCUCUUUGGUUGGGCUGCGUCAGAAUCCUUCUCCAUCACGGAAAGACUCGGACUCGGGAAUCUCUUUGGUGGGUACUUCUCAAUCCCACUCGGAUGCUCACUCGAGCCUUGCCUAUGGAGCUGAGUUAGGCCUCCAACUCGUGCCUUGCCAGAACAUCUCCCAUCUAGCCAUCCACGUGGGGUCAACCUUCGGCACUCAUGACAUGCAGAUUUCGUCCCAUACGGAAAUUCAACCUUUUGCACUGUUAUCCUCUCCUGCUGGCCCCUUUCAUGAUGUCAGCUACGUGGCUUCUCCCCAACCACUUCAUUUCCUGCCACUGGAUAUCUGCACUCAAGUGGGUGAAUAUCCCCUUGCAUCCUCAAGCAGCACACACUCAUCUCUCAGUUCUUUGGCUGCCACAUCGCAUCUGGGAUCUUCUAGGUUGUAAGUUGCUGACAAAGGUAAAAGUCCUAUGGUUUUUGUUCCUUUGGCUUCUCCUACUUUCCCUGAUCCAAGCCCCACUUAUUCCCUCACCAAUAUCUCCCACCCUUGCCCAAUUACAAUCAGCUCACCUCUCACCCACCCGGCCCAUUUCACAGACUUCCUGGCUCGAUGGCCACAACCUUUUUCCCCUAGGCCCAUUAUCAAUCCCUCUCGUUAUGCAUCUUCUCCUCACUUUUUUCCCUUGGGCCCUUUUUCUUCCUUCCCUCAAUCCACACGUUCACCCCCUGAGUCAUCGAUUCCACCCCUUUCAACUACAGCACCUCAUCUCUCUUUUGGUUCUCUCCCUCAGAAAAAUACCACUCCACCACUGCAUCCUGUUACCCAUACUACUAACCAGCCACCUUUUCAAAUUCACCCACCUUAGCCCUCAGUCACUCUAACUCCAGUAUCUCUCUCCCUCACUUCCCCUCCUCUUACAGAAACUCCUUCUCCAGUUCCUUCUUCCUCACGGCAGGCCAUCCGCUAUUCCCCUAGACUUUUCCGGUUUCACCCUUACACUAAGC